AAUUCCUCCUCGACAUCACCAUGAAGUUAUUCAUUUCGUGCAUUUUGUUCGGAUGCUGCGAAUUUGCAAUUGCGUCCGGUGUAAAAAACAGCCCCGUUUGUGUCGAGAACUGCACAGUAAAAAUUUCCACCGAACGGUUUCCAAUAAACGCUUCCACUCCGACCGGAUCGAAUGCAACAGAUGCGGAGCCAUCAUCCUCCAUCGACAGCCAGACAUUCGAAUACAGAAAUAUCGCCGAGCCGUCUGCGAGAAAUUCCGGCCUGUCGUUCAUCGACGUUCCCAAAGGAGACGAUCCGCGCCUCCAGGAAUUGCGCCUCGACGAGGAGUACUCGAUAUUCGGAGCGUUCUCCACGCUAAUGGGAUUCUUACAACCGACCGGAUUUCCGGCAGAUAUUAUAAGAGACGUGGUGAGAAAUCGGCUUCCGCUCUAUCUGCUCGUUAUACAGGCCCUCAAAGCGGACCUAACCGUCGUAGUCUGGAUAAUAAUUUGGGCCGUAGUGUCAUUAUGCUUUCCGAUGGUCCUGGCCGGCCAGCUGUGUUGUCCAGACGGCGCCGAGCGUCUCGACGACGACUACUCCAUCGGCCCGUUCCGCUCCUCCUCGAAAUGCACGGAAAGAUUCUCGGGAUAUUUACUUCACGCUCUCCUGUUUCUCCUAAUCCCGCCCGUCGUCCUCGCUUUGGCCGGCAACGAGCAAAUCGCCAGAUCGAUAUCCAGAGCUCCGCUGGUCAACGAUAUCAUCUACGGCGAUUUGGACGCUUUCGUUAGAAACACUCACAUGCAAAUGUCUUUUGUCGUCUCCUCGUCGACUGAUGUUACCGUCGAAAGCAUCCGGAAGGAUCUGGAAGAAAUCGAGGUGCUUUUGGGCGAGCCCAUGCAACAGGAACUAGCAGUUGAAGCCGGUAUAGACCUGGCUCUAAUAGAAUUAGACGAAUUGAGAUUAUCCGCAGGAGCCGUUCUAUCGACUGUAUCGGAUCUGCUGGUCGAUUGCACGUCGGCUAAAGUCGCUGGGAUCCUGCUGGAGGAUAAACUGCAGGACAUAUCCCGUCAGCUUACCGUGGCGAAGCAGCAAUGCAACGUGAAGGACAGACCGUUGUGCUACACCUUGCAGUACACCGGCGUCGAAGUGGCCGCGUUCGAGGACCUGACGAACGAUCCGAAAAUCAGACAUCUGGACACCCUGGCCCGAGAAGCGGGUUUCAAUGGCACCGUCGACGCGGCACGGAAAACUUUCUCCGGCAUUCCCCGACGAGUUUCCCUGGAAACCGCCUCCUUUGUAACAGAGGCAAGAAACGCGCUGAGCAGGAAGAGGACCGAUGUGUACAAAUCGGUCCGCGGUCUGGACGUGCUCGCCAGGUCGCUGUCGGGGGCGCUGCGGGCCCGGCGCGACGCCAACGCGAAGAUCGCCCGGUUGGCCGCUAAUUGGGAUUUUUGGAGAUGGGCGGUCGUGUUGGCGAUAACAUCGUUCGCGGCCUUAUCGUGGAGCAUCGUAUUGUGCGGCGCUCCUUGCGGAUGCGGCGCCACAUCCAGGACAAUUACUCUGUUACUAUCGGGCACAAUCAUCGCUUCGUUGACUUCGCUGUUCGUUUGGGCGCUGGGAUCGCUAUCGGCGCUGCUCGGAGGACACGGACAAGCGUUCCUGUGCAAUCCUUUGCACGAAGCUCCGUCCUACGAAACGCUAAGCGAAUUAUUCGAUUCCGGCGGAGCAAUUUACGAAGAUGGAAUUUUCGGCGAGUUCUCCUACGGAAACAACACGGUUCCACUUAGCGCGGUGUUGAAGCAAUGCCAACGAUACUCCACAGCUUACCGAACGUUCCGCUUGAACAACACCAUCGACAUAAAUCGAAUAGUAAACUACAAAGUUUGGGAUGAUCUGAACGAGCUCUUCUCGAAUUUCACCGAGCAAGAAUUCCCGCUGGAAAUACUCAGCCCUUCGUUGCAGAUAACCUUGCAGGGUUUAUCCAGCGCCUCGUCCAUCAAUCUCACCUCGUACAGACUGGAGGCGGCCGGGCCUCCGCUCAAAAAGGACCUCGACUCCUUCGCGGAGCAACUGAACACCGUGGCCCGGCAAUUGAGCGACGCCGCGACCGCCAGGAAAAUCGACAAUAUCGCUUUCCUGGCCAGGAAAAUCGUCCAGAACGAGCUGAAGAAGAUCCGGGAUAUCAGGCACUCGAUCGCGUACAGGAUAACCGCCUUGGAGGUCCUGCUGCCGCCUCUAAACAAAAAAGUGGAUCGAUCGUUGGGGAGCUUGAAGAAUGUACAAUUCGUUUUGGAUAAUAACGGAACAGGGAUAGCUCGGAUGGUGAGAAGGCGGUUCGUGGACCGAUUGAGGACCUACCUGGACGAGUUAUUCGCUUACGUCAGCGACAAGGCGACGAGGGAAAUAGGAAAAUGCCGGCCGCUGUGGGAGAUUUUUCGCGCCGCUCGAUUUUACGUUUGCCGAUUAAUCGUGGAUCCGGUGAACGCCAUAGCAUUUUCUUGCUUCUCGAUACUAAUCAUCUUCAUCGCACUGGCACCAGUAACACUGAAAUUAGUAAAUUACUAUCGACAAUACGACGUGGAAUUAUCAUCGAUAUCAUCCAGGAACGGAUUGCUGCACGUGGACAACGCCUGGGCUUCUCCGACCUCGGGGACGCCGCCAGAAAUACAAUUAGAAGAAACGACGCCACCUGCGCCCUUCGAACGACCGACUACGUCGUCUUGGACCGGCCCCACUUCCCCCAGGGAGAGUCCUCCGCAUCGAAUACCACCACCUCCAAGACCACCCCCAACAAACAGCCGCUUAUAUCCUUCAAGAACUCCGGAAGUCCCCAGAAUCUCAACGAAUAGAUCACCAGCACGUAAGCUCUCGGCAAUAUCAUCAAGGAUUUCGAGAGCCAGGCAGAUCACACAGAAGACAAUAAUAUCUGGACCGAGGUCACCCAGAAGAGGUCAGAGGAACCAAGAAACGCUAGGAUUAGUGGAACCUAUUUGCUGGAAAGCCGGGUCUACAACUCCUAAGAGCUGGAUAUAAAUAACGUUUGAAGUAUCACUGUGUUCUUGAUUAUUUUUAUGAAUUAGUGUACACUAAUUAAACGAAUUUCUUUGCGAAUUGCCAACCCUUUGAUUUAAAUUAACUUUCAAAAUGAAUACACUUGUGCAACAAUAGUUACCAACUCAUCCAAUAAACUAUAACGUAACAUGCAGGCGUAAACGUUACGUUAUUAAAAAUUUAUUAAUGUAGGUAUAUUAAGCGAGACGGUGACAAAACGAGACGUUCGUUAACUCAUAAAUCACAACCUAGACCUUCGCGAAUUUGAAAAAAUGAAAGUGAUUCCGACUAUAAAAGCCAUUAAAACAUCCGAAAUUGUAUCAGUCUUUCGAUCAACUGAAUACGCACACCAUUAAAACUGCAACAAUGGCUUUCAAAGUAAGUCUACAAUUUUUUUAUUGCAUUAAUAGAGCAAGUUACUAUUUAAAUGGGUCCAAAGACUUACCUCAAAAUAAGACAAAAUUAAAGGGUUAUAACAAUGAAUAAUUUAUUAUUUUUUUUCUAGUUCGUAGUUUUCGCUGCCACCCUGGCCUGCGCCUAUGGAAGUAUCGGCGAACUUCCCUUAGCCUCUCCAGUGGUAUCCUCCUAUGGAUCACCAUUGGCGUACUCUUCGCCCGUCAUCGCGCCGGCCAUUUCCAAAUCGUUGGUCAGCACCUACACCAGCCACUCGCCAGUGAUCUCUUCCUACGCAGCACCGGCGCCAAUCCUAACCAAAACCCUAGCUCCUGCUCCGAUCGUCUCCAGCUACUCCGCUCCCCUCGUAGCCAAAGCCAUCCCCGCGCCUCUGACCUACUCCGCUCCAUUGACCUACUCGUCUCCUUUGACCUACUCCGCUCCUCUUUUGACCAAAGCGAUCCCCGCUCCAUUGGCCUACUCUGCUCCUGUUGUGGCUAAAUCUUUGGCCGGUCCUUUGAGUUACUCGGCUCCUUUGAGCUACUCGUCUCCUUUGGCCUACUCUGCUCCUGUUGUGGCUAAAACUUUGGGUGCUCCUUUGAGCUACUCGUCUCCUUUGGCCUACUCUGCUCCUGUUGUGGCUAAAACUUUGGGUGCUCCUUUGAGCUACUCGGCUCCUUUGGCUUACUCGGCUCACGCCGCUCCUUUGGCUUAUUCGGCCCACGGUGCUCCGAUAGUGUCCAGCUACGCGGCCUCUGCGCCCAUUAUUUCCGCUUACUAGAUGCAGGAAUAGAAUAUAGUUUGAGUUUCUU
This is a messenger RNA of Phyllotreta striolata, 4234 nucleotides long. Lineage: Eukaryota; Metazoa; Arthropoda; Insecta; Coleoptera; Chrysomelidae. The record is from the annotation of a GenBank genome assembly.